CAUCAUUUAUUCUUCUAGCUGCUACCAGUGUAGCCACUUCAUAUGAUUUGCUAACUUAAUAUCUAAAGUGCGCUUUAUUUUUUGAGCUCGGGGUAUAGUCAGAACUGCCAAUCGGACGUGCGAAGAGUUUUUAUUUAUUGGCUGGCAUAAUGAAGGAUCACUGCAUCUGGAAUUGAGUCUUUCUUGAGCACGUGGCAAAGUUAUAAUGUCUUGGCUUCUAAAUUCAACUCUUAAUGGUUCAACAUCUAAUCUUGCGGACUCCUCAGGCCGACCCUAUACCACAUUGUUUUAUGGCCAGUCUGCGGCAGUGCCUGGGUUCCAUCCUUCUGGUGGUCUUCAAGGAUUGCAUAAUAUUCAUGGAAGCUUCAACCUGCCAAAUGUGCCUGGUUCGCUUGCAUCCAGAGAGGCCAUAAUGGGUGUUGUACCAUCAGGUGGUGUUCAGCAACCAGGAGGAAGCAUUCCUAGUGGACGGUUCUCAUCAAACAAUCUUUUGGUUGCAUUAUCUCAGAUGCCUCAUGGCUCUGGUGUCACAAAUAGAGGGGGUAUUAAUGUUGUUGUAAAUCAUGCUUUUAGUAGUAGUAAUAUUAAUGGAGUUACUGGGUCAAUAACUGGGUUGGUAGGUGAAGAUGAUGAUGGUAGAAGAAGGAUUUGGAUUGAGAAGGAUCUCCAUAAGAUUAUCUUCUACUCUACCUUUUUCAUGUUUUUGUAUGACAUUGGAAUUUGGAUACUAUGA
Zingiber officinale is the source of this 733-nucleotide messenger RNA. RefSeq names its product probable NOT transcription complex subunit VIP2. The coding region runs from base 206 to 733 and encodes 175 amino acids. Lineage: Eukaryota; Viridiplantae; Streptophyta; Magnoliopsida; Zingiberales; Zingiberaceae. The record is from RefSeq and is a predicted model, not a curated record. The transcript has 6 exons.